Pectinophora gossypiella (pink bollworm) is the source of this 2105-nucleotide messenger RNA. RefSeq lists its product as uncharacterized. The transcript has 4 exons. Gene Ontology annotation, molecular function: hydroxyisourate hydrolase activity. Lineage: Eukaryota; Metazoa; Arthropoda; Insecta; Lepidoptera; Gelechiidae. The coding region runs from base 186 to 1595 and encodes 469 amino acids. The record is from RefSeq and is a predicted model, not a curated record. Gene Ontology annotation, biological process: purine nucleobase metabolic process.
UUACAAACACUAGCCUCUACUCGGUGCUCGGCACUCGGCGCGUGCGCUACUUACUUGCGCUACCUACUUGCAGGGUAGACAGAGACACAUCUCCAAAGCUAGCCUCGUUUAUAUCGCUCCUUUAAUACGUUAGUCUGAAUUUUCUCCAUCGGCAGCAGAUGUUAUAACGUUUUCGUGACGUCACAAUGCGGGUACACAUCCUCGUGGCUCUGCUGACGGCUCCCUGCCUGGUCGUCCACAGUCGCGGCAAGAUCCUGCGCAACAACGCCCUCAUGACCAAGAUGAUAUCCCACUUCCAACAAGACAACAACCUCUCUGUUGAGCCUCACAGGAAGAAGGACAACGAUAACUUCAGCGCAGACCAGAAGCAGGACAGAGAUUAUCAGAAACAGGACAGAGAGACUUAUCAGAAACCAGACUAUCAGAAACAAGAUUAUCAAAAACAGGAUUAUCAAAAACAGGAUUAUCAAAAACAGGAUUAUCAAAAACAGGAUUAUCAAAAACAAGAUUAUCAAAAACAGGAUUAUCAGAAACAAGAUUAUCAGAAACAGGAAGAGAGAAGUUAUCAAAGACAAGACAUUUCUCCCGAUAACCAAAAACCGGAGAAAAUAUUGAACUUGAUGCAGAACGUGUUGUGCAGGAACUUCCCUUCGAUACCAUGCAAGAUUAUAAUGCAAGAUGACGCUUUGAACAAGCUCAUACAACGGUCCAUACAGCAGAUAACUUACAAGAAGCUGCGCAUGGAACACACGACGCAGCCGCAACCGAACGCACCGACACUCUACCCAAUAAUCAACAGCGAAGAUCUGUCAAAUUUUCUCGAGGUUUCAAACACGGGGUACUUCGACGAAAAAGCGAACGGACAGAAGAGCAAGAAGAAGAAAAGAGUGGGAGCCGAGAAGAAGAUGAAGAACCACUGGUCUCACGAGAAGCCGUCGAAGAAGAAGAUCAAGGGGAGCAAGGACACGAAGCACGGCACGGAGAUGUACAGCGGCCGGAAGAAGAUGCGCAAGUUCUACCCGCACAAGAUAAAGUAUAAAGACAAGACUAACAAAAACAGAGCAGAGUUCCGGGACUACGAUGAAGAGAAGAUGUCCAUGUCCAUUGAGCUGCCGGAUCUAGAAGUGAAGGCGGGGACGAAAGGCGACCACAUGACGUAUAAAGUGGAGCCGGAGAAUUCUCCGGUUUGGCGGAUAGACUACAUGAAGCACGGAAUCCCGAGCCUCAAUAUGUUUGGGUAUGAGGACGAGAGACUUCGCGGCAAGAUCAUCAAGUCCGGCCCAAACGUCAUCGUGGAUGGAACGCCUGGAAGUGGCAUGUUUGUGGAACUGUUCAAGCAGAAAGAAGACUCUUGGACGCAGUGGCAUAGCGCUAUGACGUCACCAGACGGUCGUAUCCAGUUUCCUUUCUCGAAGGAGUCGAUGGGAGCUGCCACGUAUAAGCUCAAGUUCGAUGUUGGAGAGUACUAUCGGAGACUCGGGAAGGAGACCCUGUAUCAUUACGUUGAGAUAGUAUUCGAAACCAAGGAAGACCAGCAUUACCACAUCCCACUGCUGCUCAGCCCGUUUGGAUACAGCACGUACCGCGGCAGCUGAGUCCCAGCAUCAACAUAAUCUAUCUUCUACUACGUACUUAUACUUAGUAUCGCAACGAUAAGUUAAUCAAUAAACUACCUAAAUAGUGGGUAACAUAGGGUGCGGUCACGAGCAUUAAUAUGUAUACACUUUGGUACCAUGUCACAUUAAUUCAUAAUUCAUUUAUUAACGAAAAUAAAUAAUUAAUUAAUUGUAAUAAUGUUUCCUUUCCACUGGUUGCCUGGAAGAAAUUGCUGCUUAGCAAUAAGGCCGCCAUCAUUUUGUUUUGUAUGUUGUGUGCAAUAAAGUAUAUUUGUAUUGUAUUGUAUUAACUUUUUUUUCAAAUUGAAAUGUUAGUCUCACUAAAUGUCAUAUUAUGUUAGUGCGACAGAGUCCUAAAGUGGGUACAUUAUAUUGCUCAUGACUGUACCUAUCCGUACAAUACAAAUCCGUACAAUAUUAAUCUGCAUUAUUGGCCGUGAUGGAACCCUUUUUAGUUUUAAGGCUGAUCUGAGUAAAUAUUCUAUCGUA